AUGGCCACUCCGCGUCUCGCCCGUCUUCCCCGGUGGAUCAGCCACUGGCUUGGCUAUCGCCCGGAGGCCGUGAAGCCACGCUCUACAUACGAAAUCGCUUUCUGGUCCUUCGUAACCUCAUUCUGUGGUCUAUCAGUCGUACAAGCAAUUUUCAACUACUCCGACUACUUCACCGAGCGCAAUGUACCGGGUAUAAUCGCCUCCUAUGGUGCAUCUGCAGUCCUCGUCUUCGCCGCAAUCGAAAGCCCCCUCGCACAGCCGCGCGCUCUAGUCUUCGGCCAUUUCUUCAGCGCUUUAAUUGGCGUCUGCGUUACCAAAUUGUUUAGUUUGAUGCCUGACCAGACGCGGUUCGAGUCCCUGCGCUGGCUGGCUGCUUCGCUCUCAACGGCCAUUGCUAUUGUCGUUAUGCAGUUGACGGGUACUACCCACCCGCCUGCUGGCGCGACUGCGUUGCUCCCAGCUACCAGCCAGGAAAUUUGGCGGCUUUCUUGGUACUACUUGCCUGUAGUCCUGUUGUCUUCUGUUAUGCUCUUGGUGUGCGCGCUGCUGUUCAAUAAUUUGCAUCGUCGGUAUCCUGCAUUCUGGGUCGCGCCUACUCCGCCGAAGUCUGUUGCCCCUCCCGCUCCCUUGCCGGUGUCUGAUGUUUCAUUGGAAGAGGAGAAGGCUGUGAAGAAUCCUGUUUGA
Penicillium egyptiacum is the source of this 684-nucleotide messenger RNA. The record is from the annotation of a GenBank genome assembly. NCBI's taxonomy places the organism in Eukaryota, Fungi, Ascomycota, Eurotiomycetes, Eurotiales, Aspergillaceae.